This is a messenger RNA of Argentina anserina (silverweed cinquefoil), 1724 nucleotides long. Its product is annotated as probable purple acid phosphatase 20. The record is from RefSeq and is a predicted model, not a curated record. Gene Ontology annotation, molecular function: acid phosphatase activity; metal ion binding. The transcript has 5 exons. Lineage: Eukaryota; Viridiplantae; Streptophyta; Magnoliopsida; Rosales; Rosaceae. The coding region runs from base 128 to 1546 and encodes 472 amino acids.
CUCCAUCUGAUGCCUGCUGCUAUAUGCGUAUUUAGCACGCAUCCAUUUCCUCCCACGUGUCAUAACAAAUUAACCGCUAGGGUUGGGAUAUUUCCAAACGUAAAAUCCAGGGGCACAAGUUGCAAUCAUGCUAUAUAUUUAUAUGAACAAGUUAUAUAUUGACAGAUUUAUUUCAGGAGAACAGAUUUUUUUUUUUUUUAAACUCUGGUAUUUUGCUGCUGGAGAAAGGAGAGUAGCAGACAUGGCUGCACAGAGGCUGAGACUGUACGUGUUUCUUGUUCUGACAUUAUUAGGGCUGGCUUUGCUGGAGUUUUCUGGGGUCGCAGAGGGGUACAAUCGGCCACCGGCGCGGAAGAAUCUCGACGUGCCGUUGGAUAAUGAUCCUGAAUCCAAUUCUCCAGAACAGGUGCAUAUAUCCCUGGUUGGUGAAGACAAAAUGAGAGUAUCAUGGAUGACAAAGGAUCCUAGUCCAGCAACAGUUGAUUAUGGUACCUCUCCUGGUUCUUAUUCAGAGUCUGCAACUGGAAGCACAAGUUCAUACUCUUAUAUGCUGUACAAAAGUGGAGAAAUCCAUUACGUCGACAUUGGUCCAUUGAAACCCAACUCAGUAUACUACUACCGCUGCGGUCCGAGUCCCGGCCCCGAGUUCAGUUUCAAAACCCCUCCUGCCUCCUUCCCUAUCACAUUUGCAGUGGCAGGUGAUCUUGGACAGACUGAGUGGACUGGAGAAACCUUGCAACACAUAAGCAAAUCACCAUAUGAUGUGCUCCUAUUGCCCGGAGACUUAUCCUAUGCUGAUUUCCUGCAACAAAGAUGGGACUCAUUCGGUAGAUUGGUCCAGCCACUGGCUAGCCAGCGGCCGUGGAUGGUCACGGAAGGCAACCAUGAGGUCGAGAAGAUCCCAGUCUUGCACUCUGAACCCUUCACCGCAUACAAUGCCAGAUGGAGUAUGCCGUAUGAAGAAAGCGGGUCGGAUUCCAACCUCUUCUAUUCCUUCAAUGUGACUGGAGUUCAUGUUAUCAUGCUGGGUUCAUAUACCGACUUUGAUCCUGCUUCGUCACAGUACAAGUGGCUGCAGGCGGAUUUGGCAAAGAUUGACAGGGGAAGAACUCCUUGGGUUGUUGUGAUUAUCCAUGCCCCAUGGUACAACACUAACGAGGCUCAUCAGGGGGAAUCCGAAUCGAUUGACAUGAAGAAAUCCAUGGAAGAAUUGCUCUAUAAUGCUCGUGUCGAUCUUGUUUUUGCGGGACAUGUACAUGCCUAUGAACGUUUUACACGGGUAUACAAAGACAAAGCUGAUGAUUGUGGUCCGGUGCAUAUUACCAUUGGAGAUGGAGGUAACCGCGAAGGCCUUGCCACAAGGUAUGAAGAACCAAAACCGACAAUUUCAACGUUCAGGGAGGCAAGCUUUGGUCAUGGACAAUUGCAGGUAGUUAAUGGAACCCAUGCGCUGUGGACAUGGCAUAGGAAUCAGGACGGUAAUGAGGCAGUCCCAAGUGACAAAAUUUGGCUCACAAGCCUCUUCGCUAAUCCUGCCUGUAAAUAGUAGGAAGGAGAAAACUACAAUUGAUUUAUAUAUACGCUCGUCAUAGUUAUGGAAAAAAUAAUAAUUGAAAUUAAGUAGAUGAUAUAUAUACAUGGCUUCCCAAGUUCCCUGUUGGACGCUGUUGUAGGAUUUAACUUAAUAAAUGCGUGCCAUAACAUUUGUUUCAUAGUUUGCUCAA